Molecule: messenger RNA, 1620 nt
Organism: Lycium barbarum (goji berry)
Lineage: Eukaryota; Viridiplantae; Streptophyta; Magnoliopsida; Solanales; Solanaceae
Exons: 6
Coding region: 261-1238 (325 amino acids)
Cellular component (GO): cytoplasm
Molecular function (GO): glutathione transferase activity
Source: RefSeq, a predicted model, not a curated record
UUUUUAUGUUUAUAUGCACUUUUUAUGUUUAUACAAGUUGUCUAAAAUGGGUUGGCUGUGAUCAAGAAAAAUGAGAAAAGAGAAGAUUUUUAUGUUUUAUUCUUUAACGUAAGUUAGGAUUCUAAUUAAGGGGUUUAGCUGAUAGUAGUUUAUUUUGUUAUCUAGUUUGAAAGGGUUUAGUCUGUUGAAUUUCUUGGUGCCCUUUUCAGCAAAUUGAGCAGGGUGCUUACAGAGAGAGACAAGGAUAGCACAGUAUACAAAUGGCUCGUUCCGCUCUGGAUGAGAUGUCAGCAACUGGUGCUUUCGAAAGAACUGCUUCAACCUUCCGUAAUAUAAUCUCAAGGGACCCCGGUUCCGUUUUUCCAGUAGAAUCUGGGAGGUACCACCUCUACAUAUCAUAUGCUUGCCCAUGGGCAUCAAGGUGCCUUGCUUACUUGAAGAUUAAAGGCCUUGACCAAGCCAUUAGUUUCACAUCUGUUAAACCUAUAUGGGAGAGGACGAAGGACAGUGACGAGCACAUGGGAUGGGUAUUUGCUUCGUCAAGCACCGAGGAACCAGGAGCCGAGCCUGAUUCUGUUAAUGGAACCAAAAACAUAAGGGAGCUAUAUGAGCUUGCAAGUACAAACUAUUCUGGAAAAUACACAGUUCCGGUUCUUUGGGAUAAGAACCUGAAGACAGUUGUGAACAACGAGAGUUCAGAAAUAAUACGCAUGUUUAAUAGUGAAUUCAAUGAUAUAGCUGGGAAUGCAGCUUUGGACCUUUAUCCUCCUCAUUUGCAAUCCCAAAUCAAUGAAGUAAAUGAGUGGAUAUAUGAUGGCAUAAACAACGGAGUAUAUCGAUGUGGUUUUGCAAAGAAGCAAGAGCCUUAUGAUGAGGCAGUGCAAAAACUAUACGAUGCUUUGGACAAAUGUGAAGAGAUACUGAGCAAGCAGAGAUACUUAUGUGGAGAUCAAGUGACUGAAGCAGAUAUUCGCUUGUUUGUCACCCUGAUUAGGUUUGACGAGGUGUAUGCUGUCCACUUCAAGUGCAAUAAGAAGCUACUUCGCGAGUAUCCAAAUCUGUUUAAUUAUACCAAAGACAUUUUCCAAAUACCUGGCAUGAGCAGUACCGUCAACAUGGAACACAUCAAAAAGCAUUACUAUGGAAGCCAUCCGACCAUCAAUCCUUUUGGGAUUAUUCCUCUGGGUCCAAAUAUCGACUAUUCCUCUCCACAUGAUCGAGAGAAGUUCUCUAAGUAGGAAUGGUCCAUAAUCUUGGCAUGCAUUUUCGAAGCUACCCCAUCUUAUUCACCUGUCACAGUUUGUGGAGUUGCUACUACUAGUACUGCUUCAAUCGUCGGCUUUUUACAGUGUAAAAUUGUCUAAUAAUAAGAGAUGUUGUGCUAGUUUUUUGUAAAGCAACGAGCUAAACAAGAGCUGCUGAUACAUGAGCUAAACAAGAGCUGCUGAUACAUUUACUGUUUGUUCAUCCUAGAAGUGUUUUCUUUGGAGUUGCUACAACUUAGACUGCCUCGUGAAUCUUCAGCUUUAAAGAGUGUAACAUUUUCUAAUACCUGAUAUUAAUAUAUGUAAGUUGUGCUACUUUUCUGCAAAAUGAGGAGCUAAGCAAGAGUUGCUGUUA